UGGCCCAGCGCGUGACAGCCGAGGAUACCCGAGUAAAAACACAGUGACCUAACGGACGGAGCUGCGCGUGCUGCCGUGUCUCGUCUUGUUUCAGGAGGGAUUUGGGAAGUUCACCUGGCUGUCUGUGAUGGAGACCAGACAACAAGAGUUGUACUCUGGUGUUCUGAGUGAAGCAGUGGUGGACUGGGGCAACAUGAGUCCUGGAGAGGAAUGGGUUAAUUCAGCCACACACAAGGGAGAGCAGGGUUUGAAUCAGGACAUGUUUUACCCUUCUGGCGAGGAAUCGGUUAAAAGGAGCUCACAUGGUGACGACUUGGCUCCGGUGGCCCAAAAUGGGGAAAACCUGACAGAAUGGUGUAAAACUUCACCAUCAGGGGACGAUCAGUGGUGUCGGGCAUCAGUGUCGCACUCUGACAACUGGGCCAUGUCCGCCACUUGGGAUAUGCAGCUGGACAGCACAGAGAGAGGACACCUCACAGCAGGUUUCCUGGACUCUGAGCCAUUGAGAGAGGCUGAUGAAGAUAUGGCCUCUGAAGUCAACCUAAACAACUCCAUCAUGACGGAGGCGGAGAGAGAGGAGAUUCAGCAAGAGUUAGCUAAACUGGAGGAGGAGAUCAGUACGUUGAAGCAGGUUUUGUCGUCCAAAGAGAAGCAGCACGCAGAGCUCAAACAAAAACUGGGCGCGGCUUCUCUGUACGAGCUCAGGAACAACCUCAGUAGAGGCUGGCACGACAUGCAGACCUCAACGGCCUAUAAGAAAACAUCCGAGACGCUGUCCACAGCAGGACAGAAAACAUCAGCCGCCUUCAGCACACUAGGCAGCGCCAUCACCAGGAAGUUCGGGGACAUGAGUCAACACAACACAAGUGUGUCCAACUCUAUAGGCUACUCCAUCAGACACUCUAUGAGCAUGCCCACCAUGAGAAACUCUCCCAGCUUCAAGUCUUUUGAGGAGAAAGUCGAGACUACGGUGUCCACCAUCAAGACAAAGGUUGGCGGUACAGGGACCGCAGGCAGCUUUGAGGAAGUCCUCUCCUCCGCAGCAAAUGCCAGCUCUCAGGACACGCCCUCUAACAACUUGACGGACAGCUCUGAGAAGCCGUGUUAGGGCUGCGUCCACACGGUGAGGCGGGACUUAAACCAGGAACGGCUGUGUUGCAGCACUUAGUCACAUGACUUCUCAAUGCUCUGACUGAAAUGUUACAGAAUACUUUUAUUUGAUCACGUGUUAAGAUGCUUUUGCAAAUCAUGUUUGCGAUUAAAUCUCCUAACACUUGCAUGGAAUUUCCUGCAAACCCUAAAUGCCUAGACUUAAUAAAAAAAAUUAUAUUAUUUCUUGUUUGGCCCAAAUUUACUCAAAAUAUUCUAAAGCGGCAGUUGUCUACUUUUUUUAUUUUGAAAGAUCAAGACAGCUGACGUCAAAAGCACACCUACCUGGUAGAGGGCUGAUAAACCCUUCAGAUUAUUAUUAUUAUUAUUAUUAAACUAGGUUUAAAGGAAGAAUCUGUCGACAACCUAGAUCAUUUUAUGAAUGUUAGCAAGAGAUCAGAGCUUGUUGAUCUUUUUGAAGGACUUUUUCAGUGUCAUGGAUUUAACCAAUGAGUCAACAAAUGUCACCUGCCUCAGGUGACCUCCACACCAUGUGGAACCACAGAUGUUGAUCCCAUGGGGUUGAAGCGGAGACGCAGCUAAGCCUUAGUUAAAAAAACUAAGCACAGAUAAAAAGUACAGAUUCCAGACAAAAGCAAAAACCCUGUAUUUCUGCUGUCACUUAAGUUGGGCGGCUCAUGGUUUGGCUCGUGUAGUCACCCUCUCAACACGAGUG
Etheostoma spectabile (orangethroat darter) is the source of this 1825-nucleotide messenger RNA. RefSeq names its product tpd52 like 1 (gene tpd52l1). Bases 128 to 1108 code for a protein of 326 amino acids. The record is from RefSeq and is a predicted model, not a curated record. Gene Ontology annotation, cellular component: cytoplasm. Gene Ontology annotation, biological process: positive regulation of apoptotic signaling pathway; positive regulation of MAP kinase activity. The transcript has 12 exons. Lineage: Eukaryota; Metazoa; Chordata; Actinopteri; Perciformes; Percidae.